Molecule: messenger RNA, 1400 nt
Organism: Onychostruthus taczanowskii (white-rumped snowfinch)
Lineage: Eukaryota; Metazoa; Chordata; Aves; Passeriformes; Passeridae
Gene: SFR1
Product: SWI5 dependent homologous recombination repair protein 1
Exons: 4
Coding region: 448-1122 (224 amino acids)
Biological process (GO): positive regulation of DNA-templated transcription; double-strand break repair via homologous recombination
Cellular component (GO): Swi5-Sfr1 complex
Source: RefSeq, a predicted model, not a curated record
CCGCCCCUGGCCGGCAGCGGGAGCUUGAAGCGCUGAGGGGAGCGAGGGACGGAAGGGCGGUUCCGCCGGGCGCUUUCCUUCCUCGCCCGGGUCCUGGGGGAUUUGUGCUCCCCAGGGGGCUCCCUUCGCUCCUCAGCCCUGCAGGUCGGUGCUGUGGCUGCGUUUUUUGGGGUGUAGCACCUCAGAACGAGCUCCACGGGUCUGUGGCUCUGCUUAUGGGCUGCCCAGCGUUCAUCCCGCUUCUCUGCGGGUGGAAAACUAGCAAGGCAAAAGUUUGAGUGUUAAUAGAGUGUUAAAAGUAUUGAGUGUUAAUAGAGCCUUUUGUUGUUGAGACAGUAAGAGGAGUGAGUGCCUUUAUAUAACGUAGCUAUAAGAAGGAAAACUGAGGACGUAGUUACAGACCUACCCAAAGUGCACAAGUCAACAGAAACAGCUAUUCAUCUCGAGAUGGAAGAGUCGGUGCUGGAUAAAUUGCCAUCUUUGUGCAACACUGCAAAGGAUUCUGGGGCACCACCUGCACAGGGGACUAGUUCAGGGAAACAGCAAAUGAGUGCAGCUCUGAGGGAACGAUUAAGGAAAACAAGACGUUCAUUUAAUGCCAAUUUUACAGUGGCAAAGCGGCUCAAAAUAGACUCUGAAGAAAAAGACGCUGCUGGUGCUGCCACAGGGUGCUUGCCAGAGACAAGUCCAGACUGUUCCAGGUUACAAGAUGGUGCUGAAAACCUGGAAGGAAAUGGCACUGGACAUGCAUGUUUCAAAAGUCCCUCACAGGAGGGUGAUCCCUCUGGAUCAGCAGAGAAUUCGGAUGUGCUACAGGUUGAUCUUGGUCAGCAGCAGUCCCUUGAAGAGAAAGUGAAGCUGGAGAAACAAGUGCAGGAGAAGGAAGAGCUACUUCGUAGGCUCAGACUGGUGAAGAUGUAUCGAUCCAAGAACAACCUGUCUGAGCUGCAGGCUUUGAUAGCGAAGUGGAGGAGUAGCACCCAGCUGAUGCUGUAUGAGCUGCAGUCGGCCUUUUCUGCAGACAGCAAGAAAGUGAGUCUCACUCGGCUCAUCGACACUUUUGGGUUAGAAGACCAGUUACUGCACUACAGCAGAGCAGAGGAAGAUUUUGUAGAUGCAUAAUCUACAGCUGCAGAGCUUUCUUUGCACAGACACAAAAGCAGACUGAAUAAAUUCUGAUUGUGUCAGAAGUGUUGGUCAGACAACGGACUUUAUGCUUUGGGGUUAGGAGGUUUUCUCCAGACACACUUGUGAAGCUGUGUGCAUAUCUACAGUAGGCACUGUAAAAGGCAUUACUUAAUGGAAAAAAAAAUCAAACUGGUGAUGUUUUGGAGAAUCUGGCUUAAUGACUUGGUCGGUGAAUUUUUAUUUAAUAAAAAUAAAAUUAAGUCAUAGUUUAA